CCAACCUGCAAAGAAACCACCAGUUGAUAAUUCAUAAGUUAAUACAAGCUGUGCGAUAAACCUUCUGCAUUAUAAAGAUCGUGUGGCGUGGUAGGCCAUAACGCGUGACGUUCAAAUUCCCAGAGGAUUCAAACCUACAAUACAGCAGGUAGAGUCAAGCACCUGUCACAUGGUCUAGUGUCAUUCAGUGCAUUAGACUAUUAGUCUGAGUCAGCCAUCUUGGUUGUUAGCGUGGUCUCCAGUAAUUUUUUCUGGUGAUCAUAUCAUGAGUUAGUGCUCCUCGCACAAACCAACAUACCCAGACCUGGCUUUUGUGAUAACUGCAGCUUGUGCAAGAGCUUUUACACUCGUAAAAGACAGCAUUUAAAAGCUUGAAUCUUCGGUACGAGUUGUAUUACACUGAAAGGAGUCAGAUUGCACUCUUGCAGCCAACAACUAGCUGUUUGAUCUAUUGAUGUGGGUUGCAACACUGAGUGUCUGAAAGUGUUUGAAAGUGUCUGAAGCCACCUGAAAGUGCUAUCAAGUGAAAUUAAGUUGUAUUGUAGUUGCAUUCUUGCACUGUUGAGAAUUCAUGGAGGCAUCUUUAAGAACGACAAAACAGCAGAUCUUAUAGACAGAGGUGAUAAUCACUAGGACGAACACGCAAAAACCACAGCAGAUGAGUAUUACCAAGGAAGAUCGAUGGUGGUCGUCAUUCGGCUUUGGGCUAAAUAAGGUAUUUAUUCCGCCACAUAUUUGCACAAUCCAAAUAAAAAUUACAGAACAUUACAAGAUAUUGAGAGGCCAGGAUGGCAUACACUCAGGCCAGGAUUUUAACAACAACCUGCAGAGAAAAAUGGGGAAGAAGCUACAGUGGCAAAAUAUAAAUGGCAACGACGCUCGUUCAGACCCUCAGUCAUACGACUACAACAUAAGAGAUGAGCUUUGGUUCGCAAAGCUGUUUCUCAUGCCUGAAUUGGCGAAAAGGAUUGAGGCCUUGGAUGAGUCUUUGGAUGCCUCUUGCGUGCUCAAUUUAAUUGAGCUCGUACCAGUAUUCCCAAAAUGGGCCAAAGAGGCGGCCCGAAAAUUGAAAAUAGAGGGGCGUAUCGAAUGGGCCCAUGUCAAUCGCAACUUUUCUUACUGGACGGAAGAGCAAUACAAUGACUGCUUUCAGAUCAUGAAGGACCUUGUGAAUGGCCUAGGUUAUCCCCAGAAGAGGUAUUUAGUGGAUCACUGAGUUGGAGAAUUGGCGUAUAAACGGGCCAAACAAGGUUCUUUGUAAAGGUUGUGAAGAGGAGGUGCCACGUUUACAGCAGGAGAUUGAAGUGCUUCAGGAGAAGCAGAGUUAUCUAAUGGGUCUCAUAAGUGAUGCUUACCAAGCCAUCCGGUCCCUCAGGAAAUACGAGCAACACCCAAGUGGAACACUAGAAGAAAUUGAGACAUUCGUUUGCAACGCGAGUUAUGCCUCUGGCCGGGAUCAGUCUAAUCCAAAGAGACCUGAUCGACAGAAGGAAAAGGAAAAACAACAACAAAAAUCAGCAGACGACCCUCAUGAUUUACACACAAGUAGAAAAAGAGCCCUGGCUGGCCCUUUAGAAGGGGAUUCUAAAUGGUUGGAGCUUACUCUUUCCUUGGAUGGGGCAACCGGAGGAGGAGAUGCGGCAGCAACAACCAUCAAAAAGGAGGAAGAACUGCGCAAUGAGGUAAAGUGGGAGCAAGAACAAGGGGAUAAGAAACAAGAGCAGGAGCAGAAGGCAGAGCGAGAAAAAGUAGGAAAAGGAAUAGAAGGGCCAAAUGUGCCGGUUCUCUGUAACUGCCAUGAAGGGCUAGAGGCAUUUGUACAGCAGCAGAAUGAGGAGUCGAAUCAGAAGAGUCUGAGAAAUGAAAUACGUAUCAGAGGUGAGUUAAACAGAGCCAUCCAGUCCCUCAGGAGAGACAUUCAAGACGAACCUGAAAUAAAGUUAACUUUAAGGAACGCUUUGGAUGAACAAAGAGAUAGCAAUUUAUUCUUGGCCCAGCUGGAUCGACCUAAUUCAAAGAGACCUGAUCUACAGAAGGAGAGGGAAAAAGAACGACAAAAACUAGCAGACAACCCUCUUUCUUUGCCCGCAAAUAGAGGAAAAACCCCGGCUGGCCAUUCAGAAGAGGUUUCUGUAUGGUCAGAGUCUAUUGCUUCCUCGGAUGAAGCAACCGGAGGAGGAGAUACGGCGGAAAUAGCCGUUAAAAAGGAGGAAGAAAUACGAAGUGAGGUAAAGCGGAAGCAGGAACAGGGGGAUAAGAAACAAGAGCAGGAGCAGAAGGCGGAGCGAGAAGAAGUAGGAAAAGGAAUAGAAGGGCCAAAUUUGCCGGGUCUGUGUAACGGCUGCAAAAGGCUAGAGGCACUGGUACAGCAGCAGAAUGAGGAGUCGAAUCGGAAGAAUCUGAGAAAUCUAAUGUCUCUCAGAUAUGAGGUUUACGUAGCCCUCCAGUCCCUCAAUAGAGACAUCCAACACCUAGCUGAAAUAAGCCUUGAUCUAAAGAAGGAAAGGGAGAAAGAACAACAAGAACAAGUAGACGACACUCUUGCUGUGCAAACUCCGUCUGACCGUCCAGUAAAGAUUGCAGGAGAUGGAGGAGCAGGAAGAGGAGGAGAGGCAUGCGGACGAAAGGCAGGAGGAAAGAAGAAUAAGAAAAAGAAAAAUUCACAACACAAGUGAGAUUUAAAGAAUAAUAAGAAACGAGGUGUUUGAGACAUCCUGUAUUUGAGGAAUUUUCGCUGGGAACUUUAACUUGUCUUAAAAUUG
Molecule: messenger RNA, 2762 nt
Organism: Stylophora pistillata
Lineage: Eukaryota; Metazoa; Cnidaria; Anthozoa; Scleractinia; Pocilloporidae
Source: RefSeq, a predicted model, not a curated record